This is a messenger RNA of Hibiscus syriacus, 727 nucleotides long. Its product is annotated as transcription initiation factor TFIID subunit 15-like. The transcript is spliced from 4 exons. NCBI's taxonomy places the organism in Eukaryota, Viridiplantae, Streptophyta, Magnoliopsida, Malvales, Malvaceae. Gene Ontology annotation, molecular function: mRNA binding. Gene Ontology annotation, cellular component: cytoplasm. Bases 125 to 592 code for a protein of 155 amino acids. The record is from RefSeq and is a predicted model, not a curated record.
UUCCUCAAUCCGCCCGGUUCUCAAGGUCUAAUCCGCUAUAUAAAUACCCAAACCCCCCUUAUUAAAUUAAACCCACAACAUCAUAUCUUCGUCACUGUCACCUGCUUUCUCAAGAGGAGAAAAUAUGAACAGGCCAGGAGACUGGAAUUGCAGUUCGUGCCAGCACCUCAACUUCCAAAGGAGGGACUCAUGCCAGCGCUGUGGAGAACCGAGACCCGGUGGCGAGAGAGGCGACUAUGGAAGCUUUGAUGGUAGGGGUGGGUCCGGGUCGUCGUUCGGGUUCACUGGACCCGAUGUUAGGCCCGGUGACUGGUAUUGCAGUGUGGGCAACUGCGGGGCUCACAACUUCGCCAGCAGAUCAAGCUGCUUCAAAUGUGGUGCAGCCAAAGAUGAACCGUCUGGAGGGUUUGAAGGUGACAUCCCACGUAUGAGGGGCUUUAGCUUUGGCAGUGGCAGCUCCAGUCGCUCUAACUGGAAAUCUGGAGACUGGAUUUGCAUCAGGUCGGGUUGCAAUGAGCACAACUUUGCCAGCAGGAUGGAAUGUUUCAGAUGCAAUGCACCAAGGGACUCGACCCACAAAUCUUCAUACUAAUUAAUAAAAAUGAAAUUUUCAUUAUUGGGUACUGCUGCAGUCCCAGGAGAUAGAUCGAUGAGACAAGGCAACCCUAGCUGUUGCUUUUUUUCUUUUCGUUUUGUUUGUUUGUUUAUGUUAGAUGAAUCAUGUAUG